This is a messenger RNA of Sturnus vulgaris (Common starling), 1036 nucleotides long. It is a transcript of the gene TEX30, whose product is annotated as testis expressed 30. The record is from RefSeq and is a predicted model, not a curated record. NCBI's taxonomy places the organism in Eukaryota, Metazoa, Chordata, Aves, Passeriformes, Sturnidae.
UAGGCAUGGAUACAUGGGGUCGGAAUCAUAUCAGUUUAUGCUUUGAAGCUUCAUUUUCUAAUGUAGAACAUAAGGUGUAGAGUCAUAAAGUGACUUGCCCAUUAUUGUAUGGAAAAUCUUUGAACCAGAGGUGCAGUUACUCAUUUAGUACUCAAACAGAAGAAAUAAAAACAGGCUGGCAAUUUUGGUUUACUUCUUGUCUGAUUUUUCUUCAUAAUAAUGUGUAGACGUGUAGGAGUGGGAACACUUUGUUCUUGUUUUUUGUAAUAUUGGGUUUUGUUUCAUUUCUAGGUUAAAGUGAAAAUACCUUUUGGAAACAAAUACCUUGAUGCUAUCUUUUCCGUCCCCGAGAAGAAACCAAUAUAUGGAGUGAUUCUUACUCAUGGAGCUGGAGGAGACAUGAACUUCCCUCACUUAGUGUCCUUGGCAGCCUACCUUGCAUCCCAUGGAGUUCUGUGCCUGCGGUUUACUUGCAAAGGCCUUAAUGUUGCUUACAGGACUAAGGCUUUCAAAGCAGUUGUGGAAUACUUAAAACUUUCUGAUGAUUAUAAACUUUCUGGUGUUUUCCUUGCAGGCCGUUCCAUGGGCUCACGAGCUGCUGCCUCUGUGAUACGUCAGCUGAGCCAGGGUGAUGAUGAUGAUGAUGGUUUCAUUCAAGGUCUUGUGUGUUGAUCUUACCCAUUGCAUCGACCAAAGAUGCAGUCCAAGCUCCGGGAUGAGGAUUUAUUACUGAUCAGGUGUCCAGUACUGUUUGUCUCAGGAUCAGCAGAUGAGAUGUGCGAAAAACAAUUGCUAGAAGGUGUGAUGAGCAAAAUGAAAGCCCCUAAAAAAAUCCAUUGGAUUGAUAAAGCAAACCAUGGGAUGGCAGUCAAAGGACGAACAACAAACGAUGUCAUGGAAGAAAUAAAUGCACAAGUUUUUUCUUGGCUUCGAGAGAAUGUUCAGCUGCAGCACAAAUAAUUUGCAGUGUCUGAGCAGCAUCUUCAUUUAUUUUUUUUCCUAAAUGUAGCAAAUAAGGGAUUUGUUCAUUUAUUUU